Molecule: messenger RNA, 3371 nt
Organism: Sander lucioperca (pikeperch)
Lineage: Eukaryota; Metazoa; Chordata; Actinopteri; Perciformes; Percidae
Product: solute carrier family 12 member 9-like
Exons: 8
Coding region: 196-1614 (472 amino acids)
Biological process (GO): potassium ion homeostasis; chloride transmembrane transport; chloride ion homeostasis
Cellular component (GO): membrane
Molecular function (GO): potassium:chloride symporter activity
Source: RefSeq, a predicted model, not a curated record
UUUGUGCAGCUGGUGCUUUUUUCAGGGAAGCUCAACACCAUCGCCAGUAUUGUGACCAUCUUCUUCCUGUUGGUGUAUGCGGCUGUGGACUUGGCCUGCCUUGCUCUGGAAUGGGCAUCUGCACCUAAUUUCAGGCCCACCUUUCGUUACUUCACCUGGCAUACGUGCGCAUUGGGCAUCGUAGGUUGCGCCGUCAUGAUGUUUCUGAUCAACGCCAUCUACGCCUCGGCCAGCAUCGCCUUCAUGUUGCUGCUGCUUCUGCUGAUUCACUACCUCAGUCCCACCUCCAGCUGGGGCUACAUCAGCCAGGCUCUCAUUUUCCACCAGGUGCGUAAGUACCUGCUGAUGCUGGACGUGAGGAAGGACCAUGUUAAGUUCUGGAGGCCUCAGGUCCUGCUGAUGGUUUCUAACCCUCGCAGCAGUGUGGGCCUCAUCAAAUUCGUCAACGACAUCAAGAAGAGCGGCCUCUACGUGUUGGGACACGUCCAGCUUGGAGAUCUCAACACUCUACCGUCCGACCCUCUGCAGUCCCAGUAUGACUCCUGGUUGUCUCUGGUGGACAAUCUCAACAUCAAAUCUUUUGUCAACUUGACAUUGGCCGAUUCUGUGCGUCAUGGGGUCCAACAUCUACUCUUCAUCUCUGGACUAGGUGGGAUGCGUCCUAACACCCUCGUCCUUGGUUUCUAUGACGACUGUCUUCCAAAGGACAAGCUGAUUGAUCCGUCGCUCUGUACCAGUCAGCCCAGAGAUCCCUCGGGCUCCUUGGAUGAGCUAGAGCAACAGCCCCCUCUCUUCCACUUUGCCUCGCUGCGGGGGUCCAGCGACAGACAGGAUUAUGGUGAAUUCGGGGACGGGAAGGUUCUAGGACCCCAGGAGUAUGUAGCGAUCAUCGCUGACGCCAUGAAGAUGCUAAAGAAUGUGGUGCUUGCCCGAUACUUCAACGAUUUUGACCGAGCCCAGGUCCUCUCGCCGCCCUCCUCCUCUCCAGGGAAGGGAGCUGUGUACGUUGACGUCUGGCCGGUCAACCUCCUGCGCCCGGACAGCAGUAGCUACGUCGAUACCUGCUCUCUGUUCCUGCUACAGCUAGCGUGUAUCCUCAACAUGGUGAGAGCCUGGCGCAAAGCCACGCUCCGUCUCUUCCUGUGCGUGGAGGAAGGACGGAGCGUGAGAGGCUCAGAGGAGAAGCUGGGCCAGCUGUUGAAAGAGCUGAGAAUUAAAGCUCAGGUCUACUCUGUGCCGUGGGACCAGCAGGUGGCGCUACACUGGCAGCGCCAGGGCGAGUGGGGCAAGAAACAGUCGUCGCAAUCCCUUGAUAGCGCUAAAGAAGAGGAGAAGCAGAGACCAGAUGAAGAAGAGGAGAACGAUGAAGAUUACGUUAAUAGCUUCCCGAGCAACGCCACGCGCCUGUCUAAUGACUACCUGUCAGCUGUCAAUAAGCUGAUCCUGGACCCGGCCCGGCCCGCCCCUGCUGUGCGUUUCUUGUACUUACCCCGUCCCCCAGCUGACACCCGCCGCUACACCACCUACUUGCACCAGCUGGACCUGCUGACUCAGGACCUGGGCCCCACGCUGCUCAUCCACGGUGUCACACCUGUCAUCACCACUGACCUUUGAACAAUCCCCUUCCUGACACAUUCAGGGAAGUGUUCCUUUCGAUUGCUGAGGGCUGCUGAGUUUAGCAGAAGCUUCUCUCUGAGAGUGUGUGGACCACUCCUAGUGCAGCAUUACUGUAGACCUCAGCAGUGCCCCGACACUGGCCUCUCCACCCAACGACAGACUGGGGAAGAGAAAACAGCCCUUGAAAUUUCAACCCAUACAGUGAUGUCACUGCUGACUCAUUGAUACCACCUGCACUGCCUCACACAAUAUCUGGCACUAUAGCUCUAGAGCCUAUUUUAGAAUAUUGAAAAUGAAUACUUGGUAAUCACAAAAAUCCUGACUGGCUACAUAUUUAACCUUUCUUUCGUUUUUUUGUGUUGUCAGCAUGUAGUUCUGGUAUUCCCAUCAAGCUUCUGAAGGCACCAUGAUUUUGAACUAUUAUGUCAACCUUGUUGCAAUUUACACAUAAAACAAUCAGACUGAUUGAAUGUACCCAAGUAAAGCUAAUCACUUUCCAGACAAAUUUACAACCUGCCAAACACAAGCCACUCAAAAGCAGUAUCAAAUGGUCAGGCCCCCAGGGGAACAUUUAGAUUGCCAAUCCGCCUCUGUCCCUCCAUCACUUAGACCUACUUCUUCAUCUAUCUACGAUAGAGAGAGCGGUCUAAUUCCUGAUACAUUCUAACCUGAAUUUGAAGUAUUCUCUGACUCCCCUUGUUCCUUUUCUUGAAAUGUUUUCGUGGUGUGCUGCUGCUCAAAUUCCUUAAAAUGACCAUUUCAUAUGCCUUGAGAUCAAAAAGUGCCUCGCUAGUUAGGAAGCAAAAGUUUGGACUCAUUCCAUCACGGACAGAAAGUUGGACUGUGUUACACCUGUCAUUUGCAGGAAAUCUGCUUUUCCAUUUUAGGAACUUAGAACACAGGAAACAGUUAGUACAAUAAUAACGACGGUGCUACUAUAUCAGUUUUAUUCCAAAAGUAAUUUUAUGUGGGAUUUUAGGAAGACAUUCCUCUUUUUCCAAAUGCACUUUUGUCUUUCCUCUGCCAGAGUGCAUGUUGCACGUCUCUCCAAAACUCCUUAAACAUGUUUACAGUGCCAAUAACUACUGUGAUUAUCCACAAUAAUAUAUUGAUUGUUUUUAUGUAUUUUAGGUACUCCGCUUUUUGAAUUGUUUUUACUCACUAGUGACCACAUUGCUUCACCUGCCUCAAUGCUGAGGUGCAUUUCCCAAAGUAUUUGUAACAUUUAAAGUGAACCUAUGUCCCCUUUGCUGAACUGACUCAGUAAUAUCAACUGCACAGAAAUAUCUAUCAUAAUAUAAUAACAACGAAACCCCUGAGUGUAGUAAAUAGAGAAAGGUACGUAUUACUGCUUAUAAAUUCAACAAAUAGGAUAUAUUUCUUCUAUCAAAAGUUACCUAGUAUCACUUAAAUCAUCUCUGUGUAGCAUUUUGUGGCAAAUAGUAUCCUUGACACAUUGAUGCAAUCUAUAUCCUCUAAAAUCUUGAAUUUUAAGUCUCUAACAUCUCCACAAGUAGAUUAUUUCAGUUGUAGAUGCAUCCUGACAAUCUGUGAUCCAUAUUUGAAGGAUUUACUUGGAUUUAGACCUUGAUAUCCUUGUGUUUGAAAUGAGAUAUAUGUUUACUUGUGGACUAAUAGGAUCAUUCUUAAUUCCAAAGAGGGGUCUUGUUUGGACACCACACUCCUCACCAAACCACUGACGCUACAUUUCUUCCAAUCUUUGUCCUUGAUUUCACAGGAAUGCAAAAAAAAAA